Penicillium griseofulvum is the source of this 1080-nucleotide messenger RNA. RefSeq names its product DUF3632 domain-containing protein. NCBI's taxonomy places the organism in Eukaryota, Fungi, Ascomycota, Eurotiomycetes, Eurotiales, Aspergillaceae. Bases 1 to 1080 code for a protein of 359 amino acids. The record is from RefSeq and is a predicted model, not a curated record. The transcript has a single exon.
AUGCAUCAUCUCCGGGAUUCGCUGCUCGGCCCUUCGCCACGAGGCGCUCCUCAUUUCACCGCUAUAUCAGAGGCCUGUCGGGCAGACCAGGAGAGCACGCGUCAAUCCAUUGCUCGGGGAGAACUCAAGGAGAUUCGGGGCGCAGCAUUCCAUAACCGAACCUCGUUCAUCAACUCCCGAUACUGCGAGAUUGGAGAUGGCACGGAUUCCUUUGAAGAGAACAUUCAUUCCAUGUGGUAUAUGUACUACCAGCUCGGCCGAAACAUCUCGCACGAGACGCCCGACCACGAAGGUCUUAUCCUCGACAUAAUCCGGAUUCAAGGAAUGGGACCGCUGACUCGACGUGUGCGAGGAAAUUACGGCGUUGAUAUCGCACGAACUGCCGAAGGUAGCACACUCUGGAAUGAUCUACCCUUCUUAGUCACCGACAUGACCGACUUUUGGAAUAGCGACUUCCCGACGAUGUCGGGGGCCCAUCGACUCAAUUUAGCGACGUUCCUUGCUAAGCUAGCAUCAACUCGCGUUAGUAAUGAUAAACUGUGCCAGAUUGCCCUUAUUCUCUUUCGCAAUCUGUUGGAGGAGAGACAGGGACUUCGCAGUGGGGAAGACUUAGAUAAUGAAGAUCCAAUGCGGCGUAUAGACCAGCUUGAAAUAUGUCACUUGUUGCCAGCUGCAGUCGCUUGGUUCCGUCAUGCUGGCCACAAUCUUGUUCUGCUCUCAGAAGUGUAUUGGAGCGAUUGCCCUAGUACCAUCAGCCAGGGUGGCGAGAAAUUUAUCGAGUCAGAGCUUGGGCAGCGAUCGCCCACUGGAUUCUCGCCAUGGAGAUAUCUGUACUGGCUCAAGCGGCUCCAUGAAAUCAAGGAGGAGGCCAAAGAGGCUAAAGAGGAACUCUUAGAAGAGCACGCCACCGAUGCCAUUGACUACAUGGUCGGUAUACUCGAGGAACGAAACUCUGGAAUUCUAAUGGCAUACCAGAACGGCGGAGAUGCCUUGCGUCAGGACAAAAAUCUGCUUUUCCUGAAGGAUCUUUGGAAGAGUGAAGCUACGGAGAAUGAAGAAUCUACAGAUGGCGCAGAAUAA